UUCACUCGCAAAUGUAUAAACUGUCGAAUACCAGCGUAAUAAAUAUGGCAGCGCCCAUGCGGUGAAAUUUUCGGAAACAUCCGAUGUAAACUUGGAUCUAGAUUAAUUUUAAAACUUGUUAAAAACAGUUUGCCAUAUAAGUAGAAAUCUGGGACCAACGCUAUUGCAAGGAUCUUGAUUCUGAGAUCGGAAUUUCUUCGCUUAAUUAUGGCAAGUAAGCAGAAACAACGUACGAAGGGAAACACACGGCCAUCCAGCAGUGGUCGUGCCGCAGAGCUUCUGGCCAGAGAGGGUGCUGGGGCAACCGCAGGGGCGUCGGGCUUCAUCGGCUUCGGUACGAUGUCCGGGGACCUGGGCUACGUACCGGCCGCCCAGUCGCUGAGCCUGGAAUCAGACCAGGACUCAUCGCUGGAGACCGAUUUCCGCAUGGCACUGAGGAAGCUGACAAAGAGAGAUGUGGUUACCAAACUCAAGGCCAUUCAAGAGUUUGGUGCGCUGUGCAAGGAGAAAAACGCAGAGGCUGUCAAGGGAACACUCCCCCACUGGCCAAGAAUGUACAGUCGACUCGCAACAGAUCAUGACAAGCGAGUGCGGGAGGCCACCCAGCAAGCCUUUGAGCAGCUGAUCCUGCGAGUCCGUCGCAGUCUGGCCCCCCAGCUCCGGGCCUUGAUGGGCCCGUGGCUGCUGGCGCAGUGCGACACCUACGCGCCGGCUGCGCUGUCGGCGAGGGCGGCAUUCCAGAGUGCUUUCCCCGCUGCGAAGCAAGGAGAGGCUGUGGCAUUCUGCAAGACCGAGAUUCUCAGGUAUCUAGAAGACAAUCUCUUCAAAGAGACAGCAGCAUCUCUGAGUGACCCAAAAUCAUACACCCCAGAAGAACAAGAGGAGAAAUAUCUUCGAAUUCAGACGUGCUCGGUACUAGGCCUGGGCGAGUUUGUGACGGUACUGCCGGAAAAGGAGUUGUCCUCCAUUCAGGACACGCUGGCGGCCAUCUUGGCAGAGAACAAGCUGUGGAAGCUAGCCAAGAGCAAAUCACCCCAGCUUCGGAACGCCAUGUACUCUCUCCAAGGCAGCCUGAUGCGGAGUGCGCCCUCUAUAGCCGAGGCUCAGCUAGCCCGCAUAUCCACCACCUUGCUAGGGGGCCUGGAUGAAUCGGACCCCCUAGCUGUGCAAGCUUUGUGGGAAUCGGUGCUUUUAGUUGUGUCUGCAUUUCCGAAUUGUUGGGAGCACGUGAAUGUGCGGAAAGCAGUCCUCCCUAAACUUUGGGCCAUGCUGCGGGCGGGCGGUAACGGCAGCGCAACCGUCAUACACCCUAAUCUACUACCCCUACUCAGCCACGUUCCCAGUGAUGUCACAGGGUCAGGGGUCAUGUUCUACCGAGAGUUCUUCGGCAACAUCAAAGAAGGCCUUACAUGCAGCUCGGCACGGCAGAGCGCCAGUGAAUACAGCGCCAUUGUCAAAGCCUACAUGGAGUGUGUACGAUACGCAAUCUCACAGUCGGUAACCGGUGAUGGGGCCGAGGAUAGCCAGAAUGUGCAAAACUACCUCAUUCAGGACGAACUGAUGCCUCUCAUUGGACAGUCGAUAACCGAUGAUGGCAGUCACCUAGCAACCACGUCCCUGUUUCUCCAGACCUCCAAACUACUAACCCACCUGUGCAAACAGCUCGACAAAACCCCAUCGGUCAGUGACGCCCUCAAAAUGUUCUGGACAAGUCUUGACGGUAUUUGCACCGAGGAGGUCAGUCUGGCAGAAGGAAGGGAACGUCCAAGCAGAUCCCUGGAAAAGAUGGCAGUCCUUCUCGCGCAGCUCCAAUUUCCGGAAAAGUCGCUGAGGGUCAAAAGGAUGCAGAAGCGUAGCGUGUCUUUCUCAGAGGAUGGGUCUCCUGUUCUGUUAGAGGCAGCGGCCAAGUCGUCGGUAGUUUCCACGAGACAUCCGGAGCUAAUCCUCCUCGUCCGUAAACUCGUAAAGGAGAGUAACAGGCUCGCUCGAAGCAGUUCGCUGUCACACCUGAAGUUUAUGGUCCGGCUUCUGGAUUCUUUCCAACUGGUUGAAGUUUUUGAAGAGCUGUUGAGCGGGAACGGAAAAGAGAAAGAUAAUUUGCAGAUAUCAGAAGAAGGGAUCGAAGAAACAGGGGAACAGGUGAUGGGAGAGAGCAGAACUGCUACAGAUGAAAAAUCAAACCCUGAAGAAGAGGAAAAUUUAGAGACAGGUGAAGAAGGUGACUUCGUGAAUACCGAAUUACAGUCUCCCGAUAUCAUCGAUGAAAAGGACUCGUCGAAAAUCGUCUGGAGGUGCUUUGAUGAGGUUCUGUUGCCGUGGGUGCAGUCGGAGGAAGCGAGGCACCAUGAUGAAGAUGAGGUCCUGAUCUCCACGGAGGAGGUCCUGCCUCACGUGGUGAAUAUCGUCGCGGCUGCAUUCGGCUGCUGCGACGACGAGGAAAGGGAGUCCAUCCUGGAUGCGUUUUGCCAAAGGACCAGUCAGCCGCAGACGCUGUACCUUCUGAUACGAAAGAUCUUGGAUUCCUCUCACAGUGCCUGCGUCAGGGCAUGGCUCAAGUCGGCUGUAUUUGGCCAGAAACUGUUGGCGUUGACCGAUACGCUAUGCUCCCAGGCCCUGGGUGGCAUAACGGAGGGGUCGGUGUCGCAGAGCUGGGAUCUGAUCAACUUGGGACUUUCCGUGGAGGUGGAGGAAGAGCCUACCGUUGACUCCGGCUAUGCCGAGCAGAUCCUGGGUAAGUUCACCGACACGCUGCUGAGGUCAAAGGUCGAAGUUGAAGGCAACGAGCAGAGAGUCCACGGCUGUAUCAGCUUCAUCUGUGAUGUGGCCACCAACUUCUUCAGUGCCGUCAAGGGUUGUCUUCUGAUAUCGUCAGCCGAGGAUCUUCUCUUGGCUCUGUUCCAACUCGGCUGCAAAGAGGCUACAAACUUCCCAGAUUCUGUUCAGCAGAAAAUCCUCUCAGCAUGGACAAAAGGGGCGGAGUCACUCAUCCGGCAAACAGGGGGGUUCCUGAAGGAGGAUGGGUUUCUGUGUAAAGCUGCUGCGUGGAUCAACGCCAGCCUGAAGCAGGGUCCGCACGACAUACACAGCAUUGAGUUAUUAGCGAAGCCAGCCGUGACCCUGAUGGACCUCAUAGCAUCCAGCCUGCCACCCUGCCUGGACCCUGAUGCUCCAAGCACCGAGGAGAGCUUCCUGACGCUCUUGAUGCCAUCAGAGACAGAGUGGGAGAGAAACCUGGACAUGCCCAACCAGUGGAUGCUUUCAUCAUUUUUCGAAGAGACCCUGACAUUCACGGAGCUCCCGGACAUGACCCCACUUGACCCUGUUACCGUGCCAACAGGACUGGUCUAUUCCGUUUUUGCCGCCACCCUCCUCCGACCGUUAGAAAUGACAAGCAGCCCUGAAGUUGAGGACAAACCUCUGCUGGAAGCAGAGGAGGUGGCUGAACAGAACAGAGAAGAGUUUGAAGGAUGCGUUGCCAUGGCGCAGUUGCCGUGGAGAUAUGAUGUCAUCGCACCAGUGCUGAAGAGAAUGUUGUAUGCACUGCAGUGGUGUAAGGGAACCAUGGGCAUUGACGCUGUGACCAAUCAGAUUCCACGACAGACUUUUAGUACUGAAAUGCCUUCAUAUUGUCCGGAGGUUGCCAUGGUUAUUAAUGCGACCCUUGAAGGCAUAUGGAAGGGUCUGUCUCAUGAUGACUGGAAACGGCUGGUGUACGAGACGCUAGAAAUGUCCCUGAUAGCUGGUAACCUGUGGUCUUCUUCCUUGUUUUACCUACUGAGCUGCUACGCGAGGUACCAGGGAAAGCGAAGGGAACUAGACCUACUGGAAAUGGCGCAGGGCUCUGACCGGUUUGCAGUUUUGACGUUACCCUCAAUUCACACCUUGGAAGCACUUCUACCUUACCUGGGCCGGGACCAGACUAUUGAGCUGUUAGAGAUCAACACGGCCAAGUUGGUGUCCUCUGAAGGAGAGAUGGUGACCCAUAUUGACGGCGGUCUUGGAAGCAUGUCGAUUGUCGCAGCCAUUGUCAAACAAGACAGCUUUGAUGCUGCGAGCCAGGGGGACAUUGUGGCCAGCUGCAUCCAGCAACUCGUGAAAUGGCGGGAGGAGUAUCCAGACAGAUUCCUCUUCGGAUGUGACUUUCGUGAGACGGUUGUUUUUGACGACGUCUUCAUCAAUAUCAAGAUGAUGCAGUUGGUCAGACUAGCCGUGGAGAGAUUACCCACUGCGCUGAGUGAUUCGACGUGGGACUUUAUACUCUGCUCUAUCGUAGCCUGGAUACAGACCUGCAGCCAGAGUAUAGACCACGCCUUGCCCUCCACUCUCCUCACCGCGUUCCUCUGCGCGACCUUUGACCUUCUGACCUCUGCCGUGACCUUGUUGGGCAGUCCCGCCGGCCAUUCAUCCCUCCCAGCCAACCUCUGCACGGAGUGGAGAGAAUUCUUCAGCGACAAAGUGUUCACACUAAUGCUACCCCUGUUUGUCACGAUUGUAGAGGUGACAGAUUUCGACUCACUCACAGUCGCACGGCAUCACCUGCUUCAGUCCGCUUCGGACGCGAUCUGCCAAAUGCCCCCAGAGCAACUCAAGAAACACACGCUCCCGCCAAAGUCUGCGCUCUCCGAGGGACCGGGGAAGGUGCCCGGUUCCCCGCAAGCGUCUAGCGAUUCUGCGGCUACCCAGAAUGCAAUCCACAUCCUGUUGGAACGGCUGUGCCCGGUACUCCUCAAGACGGACCGUUCGGUGAAAUUGGCAUCCUUCCAACUCCUCGAAAAGGUUAUGGAUGAAGUUGCCAAAGCAGACGAAGAACGGCUAAAAGAUGAGGCCAGCAGUGACAAAGAUCAGAGGGAGGAAGAGUCGUCAUUACCACCACCAGAAUCGUUAAAGGAAAUCCUAGACUCCGCUUCAGCCUACAUGGAAGUCAUCUUUGCUGAUGUCCAAGUUGGCGAGUGCCUGACCCUGGAUCCCACCAGCGCUGGCUACCACCAGAGCCUGUCCAGCGUGCUGACUUACCUGCUGGUAUGGAGACUAUACCUCAGGAUAUUCAAAGCUGCAUCGGCUGAGGUCAGGGCCGAGUACGCCAAUUACCUUCGCCAGAUAGACGGUGUGUCUAGCCUAAUGAUGAAUAUUUUCAGGCUGAUGCCCGACCCGCCGAUGUUAAGUAGUACCAAGGGAUCGACUUCACGGAACAUGUUCAGCAUAGCUCCAACAAUGAAAGCUAAAGGUAUUUCUCCCACUCAAGAAGAGAUACAGCACCAGGCCUGCACUCUGUACUACAGCAUCUUGGAGGAUCUACCAGCCAUGGUCCGGCAAUGGUGGACCAGCCAAGAUAAGAAAGUGGCUCCCAUCGUUGACAAGUAAGUAACAGUGUCAUAGUCGAGGAUGUGAUGUGCAUGUGAUGUGAUUGGGUGUGUAUGUGUACAUGUUCAUCUUUUCAAACCGUGGAUGACAAAUACCAGAGAACGAAAGAGAACAAUAUCGUCCACGAUUCCCAGCAUACGUCCGCGAUUGAGGUCGUGCACAAAACCUCCGGUAGUCUUCCUAAAAAGUUAGAGUACAAACAAAAGAGGGACAAUAGGACGUCCACGAUCGACGGUGAACACAUGUUUGCAUAUGUGUGCGUGUGAUGUGCAUGCCAUGUGCAUG
Patiria miniata (bat star) is the source of this 5646-nucleotide messenger RNA. RefSeq names its product E3 ubiquitin-protein ligase listerin-like (gene ltn1). Gene Ontology annotation, biological process: ribosome-associated ubiquitin-dependent protein catabolic process; rescue of stalled cytosolic ribosome. Lineage: Eukaryota; Metazoa; Echinodermata; Asteroidea; Valvatida; Asterinidae. The transcript has 27 exons. Gene Ontology annotation, cellular component: RQC complex; cytosol. Gene Ontology annotation, molecular function: ribosomal large subunit binding; ubiquitin protein ligase activity. The record is from RefSeq and is a predicted model, not a curated record. Bases 208 to 5361 code for a protein of 1717 amino acids.